AUGGGCUCAAAUAGUUUUGAAAAAUUAAUAAUUCAAGCUCGAUAUCUUGAUGACGGCAUUGAAAAACUAAUUAUGGCUUGGAAACUUCCCCAUGUUUUAAUUGGACGUUUUGCAGAAUGUACCGCAGAAACAAAUUCUUAUGUCGAAGCUGUAUGGAAUGACAUAAGAAAUAAACAGAAUGGGAUAGAUGAAAUUUUGUCACAAAUGGAAGGUUGCAAGUCAAAAAAUUCAGUACAUAUGGAAGAAUUUCUUCAAGAAGUUAAGAAAGACUAUGAAACAUUAAAAGAGCAGUGUGACCAUUUGAAUAAUGUUUUUGAAGAACAUGGGUAUCAUUAUAGUGAAGAUGAUAUUUUAAACGAAACAAGUAUAAACAAUAACAAGGGCUCUGCUGAAAAUUUAGUUGAAGAAAUGGGAAAUUUAGAAAUCGAAUUUACUCCUAAUCUCAGUUGGAAGUGUAAAAUAAGGCAAAAUGAAUUAACAUCAAUAUCUAGUAAUAGUUGUAUAUCACAUACAUUUACAACACCUUCAACUAGUAGUUUAACAAUUCCUAAUGAUAGUUCUAUUAUACAUAAGGAUUAUAUAUGUACUCCAGGAAGAGAACGACCACAAGAACCAAUUUAUUCUAAACAUUUUUAUAGUAUAUUGAAAAAAUAA
This is a messenger RNA of Eufriesea mexicana, 654 nucleotides long. RefSeq lists its product as uncharacterized. Bases 1 to 654 code for a protein of 217 amino acids. The transcript is spliced from 3 exons. The record is from RefSeq and is a predicted model, not a curated record. Lineage: Eukaryota; Metazoa; Arthropoda; Insecta; Hymenoptera; Apidae.